ACUUAUUCAGAGUCCUCUGUUUGCUAAAAGUCAUUUCUAAGAAUGGGUCUUGAAUCUUGAUGGAGGAGAUCUAUUGGUUUGGCUUGUAUCUGGUAAUUAGAUUCAAGAAGAGAAAAUGUCUGGGUUUUUGAAGCCUACAAUAUAACAUCGCAAGCUUCUCACCAUCUCUACUCCAUCCACACCAUCGUCUCUUCGCUCUCUCUGACGAAUGGCUGGAAAAGCUGUAAAGUCUGUAGCAAAAGCAGUUGGGGAAUAUCAAUAUCCAUGGCAAGAAAAGUUAGUAAAAUACAAGGAUGAGCUUUCAAAGGGAGUUUGGGGUUACUGGGAGCUUGGAGCCUGGAAACCUCUGGGGAUCAGUGCUCGCCAUCGAGCUCGUCUGCGCAAGGAAGUUGUUCUUGCUGGACAAGAUUGGCCAUACGAUCCAGCGAGAAAGGAAAUGAGAACAAAGCAGAAAGGGCACAAGUGUGACAGAAUAUCAGCAGAAAAACGGGCAAAGACAGCUGAACUGAUGCAAAAAAUGCCUGAAAUGUUGGCUGAUUAUAGGAAGAGAAAGUGGGAAAGGAAAAUGAAAGCAGAAGAAGAUGCUGCCAGAAAAUCACUGCAAGAAUAGGUUUUACCAUCCUUUCUUUUUCAACAACAUAAUGGACCAAAGAUAUCCUGCUCACUUGCCUUGUUCUUUUUUUGUUCUGUAUUUUCGAACCGUAGCAAUCGGCGGGAUUCGCCUUGAUAGAUGUGAGUUCAAUAACUAGUGUUUUGUUUUUCUU
Messenger RNA from Solanum stenotomum, 764 nucleotides. RefSeq lists its product as uncharacterized. The record is from RefSeq and is a predicted model, not a curated record. The transcript has 4 exons. The coding region runs from base 209 to 610 and encodes 133 amino acids. NCBI's taxonomy places the organism in Eukaryota, Viridiplantae, Streptophyta, Magnoliopsida, Solanales, Solanaceae.